Molecule: messenger RNA, 803 nt
Organism: Eucalyptus grandis
Lineage: Eukaryota; Viridiplantae; Streptophyta; Magnoliopsida; Myrtales; Myrtaceae
Product: rhamnogalacturonan I rhamnosyltransferase 4-like
Exons: 3
Coding region: 346-600 (84 amino acids)
Source: RefSeq, a predicted model, not a curated record
CGACGCCGACGCCGACGCCGCCGACGCUCCUCCGCCUCCCUCUCGCGACGUCCGCUCUGCUCUCUCUCUCCCCCUCCGCAAAGUCGUGCCUCUCUUCCAGCGAAACGACGAGCUCGACGGCGCCGGCGACAGCGACGAAGCAGAAGACGGAGACGAAGAAGCAGAAGCGCGCGCGCUCGGGGUUCUGGAUAUGGCUCGUCGCGUUGGUCGCGUUCCGGCUCGCCCUCGUCUACCUCCUUAGGAACCUCCGCCUGUCCACCCGCCCCGAGGUCGCCACCCCUCUCACCAGCAUUCGCCGCCGUAACGCCGCCUGUCUUUGCUCCGUCGAUCGAUUCCCGAUCCCCGAUGCCCCGCCCCCUCCUUCCUAGAAAUCUUGGAGGUUCAUUUUCCGAUUUCUGGUUUUUCUUGUUUGUGCCGCCUGCAGUUGGCAAAGGCUACUGGUUGAAGCAGUUCCAUGUAUCACGGUUCUCCUUUGCUGUUGCUCCUUCUCGGACCUCUCGCUGUCAAAAGAUUUUGCCACUAUUUAGCAAGCAUAAGGUGGUACAUUUCAAUAAGACAGAUGCUCGUUUGAAAAACAAUGGAAUUUCACUAGAUCUUUAGAGGCUCAGAUGUCGAGUCAACUUUCAGGCUUUAAAAUAUACUCCUCAGAUCGAGGCUCUGGGGAACAAAUUAGUCCACCUCCUUCGAGAUAAGGGGCCUUUCAUGGCUUUGCAUCUGAGAUACAAGAUGGAUAUGUUGGCUUUCUCUGGAUGCACCCAAGGUUGUACAGCAGAAGAAGCUGAAGAGCUCAAGCGAAUGAGGUU